Molecule: messenger RNA, 5106 nt
Organism: Cavenderia fasciculata
Lineage: Eukaryota; Evosea; Eumycetozoa; Acytosteliales; Cavenderiaceae
Product: RapGAP/RanGAP domain-containing protein
Exons: 7
Coding region: 1-5106 (1701 amino acids)
Biological process (GO): regulation of small GTPase mediated signal transduction; positive regulation of GTPase activity
Cellular component (GO): nucleus; cytoplasm
Molecular function (GO): GTPase activator activity
Source: RefSeq, a predicted model, not a curated record
AUGAGUAAUUCUUCUUCAUCUUCAUCAAAUGUUGGAGGUGCAAGUGGUGGACUGUCGAACAACAACAACAACAACAAUCAAAUGUCUUAUGAUCAAGUCAAACAAAAUGGAGGAUUGAGUGGACCGUCGAGCGCGACCACUAGUCCUACCGGGGGUCUGUCUACCAUCCCACACUCGGUGAGCAACACGUCGUUGGCAACGACAGGCGGCGAGAUCAAGAUCAAGGAAAAGGAUGUCAGCAAGGCCAAGAAGAAGCUAGCAACGUUUUUAGACACACAAGUCGAGCCUGUCAAACGGUUCAAAGGCUUGGUUUCGUUUAUAUCGCACUCGGAUGACGCCGACAUUGACAAGGUGUUCAAGGACAACAGCUACCAGAUCUACCAGAUCCUGCUGACAACAUUCUCAACGUACGAACUGGGCACCUUCAAGCAAGGCAAGCAUCACUAUGCUGAAAAGGAGAUUCACAAGUUGAUGGAGCUACUCAAACGCAUCUUGAUGCACUUGGAGGGCUUUGUUAGAAAGGGGUGGCAGGUAAAGAGUAUCCUAAACAUCCUUGAAAAGAUGUUGGGUAUUGAGAAUAUCUCUUCGAUCCGACAAUCGGCCUUUUUGGUGUUGCUGCGGUUCCUCGAAGUCAUGGAGAAACCCGAUCGCUACAAAGUCGACCUUUUUGCCUCGAUCAUUGACUACACCCCUUUCACCCCAGACUAUACCUACAAGAUUCACUUUGCACGCAAGGUAUUCUCGGGUAACGACGCUCGUCGAUUCAUCGUCAUACAAGCAACCGAUCCACCCACUCGCGAAGACUCUUGUCGUCUCUUUGAAAACAUAUUUAUCUAUAUGAAUAGCCAUAUGCACCUGUUUGGCUUUUGGUUCGAGUUGCUAAAGUCACAAUACUUUACCGUGCUCUACCCAAGUAUCUGUAAAAAGAUUGGUGUCUUGCCGGCCACCGACAACACUGGGUUUGGCACACACUGUCCACACGAACUCCAAGUCAUCAUCAUCAACUAUCUCUCGCAAUGGAUGUUGACCCUCACCUCUAAAGAAUACCUUUUAAACAAUGUACCAGAACAACCUGCCAUCACUGCUUCAUCAGCUCUAACUUCACCACAACAAGGUUCUUCCAAUGGUGGUGGUGGAUCAUCUUUUCUUUCAAAUAGUAAUAAUAGUAAUAAUAGUAAUAAUAGUAAUAGUAACAAUAAUAUAUCAUCAUCUCCAAAUAAUAAUAAUAAUAUUAAUCAACAAUUAUCAUCUUUAGCGGCAUCACCUCAACCAAACAUCCAAACAAAUUCACAACAACUACUAACAACUUCGACACCAGGCAACGGUAGAAUAGCAAUCAUUUUGGAAAUAUUUAAACAAAGUUGUAAAUUACCUUUAAAAUAUUCAGAAGUUAUCAAAAAAUCAAUUUCAACUUUUCAUUCUUUAUUUUUAAUGAAUGCAGAUUUAGAAAAUAUAUUUGGAGAUGAAUUUUAUACAUAUCAAACAUUUAUUUUACAAGAGAUGAUUAGCGUAUUUGAAUUAGAGGCAACAAAUUAUGAAAAGGAAAGAGAGUCGAUUGGCAUGUUUGUCAUUGGAGUAUUUAAACAAAUGAUUGAAAACUAUCAACAAAUGAGACCAAGAUCAAAGGAAAUUUUAUUGACUGCAAUGUUACAAGCUACCACCAUUCUCUUGCGGAAAGCCAAUCCAAACAAAUCUGUAUCAUCCACUUUGGAACAAGCAAUGGUUUCAACAACUCUUUUUGCUUGGAUAAAAUCAAAAGAAACUUCAAAAUCAAUGUGGGGUCAAUUACAUUAUCAUUUCGAAGAUUUAUUCUUUAGAGUUGAAGUUGUAAAACAAGUAAAAUCAAAAUUAAUACAAAUGUCAUUAAUAUUAAAGGAUAUUAGAAAAGAUAUAAAGUCUGCUGAAAAAGGUGGAGAACCAAAAUCACCAGAUACUCAACCAAAUACUCCUGAAAUUUCAAUUGAUCAAUCAUUACAAUCAGUACAAUGGGAUUCAGAAAGUUGUUUAACAACUUGGCAUUUUAUGUUGGAUAUGCUGAGAAAUUGUAAUCGUAUUAAAGAUUCAAAUAUUCAUGAAUUGGCAGUUGGUAUAUUGGUAGAUAUUGUAGAUAUCUAUCUAAAGGCAGAACAAGAGAUGGAAUUUGCAACUACACUCAAAGAAUCAACACCUCAACCACUACCAUUGAUUAAUAUUUUUGGAUCAAGACUAUUUGAUGCAUUGGCAUUGGAGGGUAAAUUUAUAAAGGGCAAAGUGUUGGCUCUCGAGUGUCUAUGUAGAUUGUUUUGUCGUCAUCAUCCUCAAUACCCACUUCCCAUCCUCACACACUUUUAUAACCAUAUCUCACAAACUUUGGAUUCACCAUCUGUCAAUGGAGUCGAUCUAUCUUGGCCAGUCAUUUUAUAUAGUAGCAAUAUUUUCAAUCUUUCAAUGCCAGGUGCAAAUGUAUUAAUACCAACUUAUCUCUUUAAAAUUAAAUCAAAUUUGAUGGCAUUAAAAAAUCCAAAUGAAAUUUGUCCACCUGCAGAAGUUAGAAAGAAAUGUUUAAUAAUAUUGGGAUCAUUAAUAUUUUAUCCAAAUCAAUUCCCAUCUUUGAUUAUUCAAACCAAUGGUGGUGGCAAUGCUGCAUCUUCACGUAAAUCACCCAAUACAAAGGAUCAGUUGACAAUGUCAGAGUUAAAGAAAGAGAUUCUCGAUCUUUUAGUGUCGACUUUGAAAUCUGAAAAGGUUGUAGAAAACAAGUUGAUUUGUUUGUGGGCACUGUUGGUACAGGCUAUGGAAGAGUUUAGCGCAACCACUAUUGGACUUGGAAAUGUAGAGUUGGCAGGCGAGGCUGUUGAAGCCAUCAUUUCACACACUCUCAACUCGGAUUUGUCAGUGUCGCGUACUUCGUUGGAUGCAGUGUCGUCACUUGCACUUUCCUUCCCCAACAUGUCUCGUGUCACUGCCAAUCAUAUCAUGUCGUCACUCUGUUUGUCCAUUCUCAAGGGUAUCACCGAGAUGGAGUUUGGCAACACUAGUGUCAGCGAACAGACCAUUUCAAACCACUUUCACUGUCUAUUAGAGUGGAUCUCGAUUGACAACUCUGUGUUUGAUGAUGAGAGUUUCCGUGAGUUCCGCUCAUUGCUGUUCCAAGCCAUCGAGUGUGCACUCGGUCAAAAGGGAGAGUUGUGGUCCCCAACCUGUCCCCUCACAACCAGUACCAGUGGAAGUGGCGCUUCAAACACUGGAAAUGUGUCGUUGACUGGGUCACCCGCUGCAUUGUCGUCGGCGUCUAGUCCGGUCGCUAGCAGCAGUCCGUCGUCGACGACCGAUGACUUUAAAGAGCACCUCAAGAAUAUUGGCAAGGUAGCUACGUUGACCAAAAAGACGGCCAGCGCAGCAUCCUCUUCUGGCGGAUCAUCACUCAACGUCUCCAACAAGAAAAAGGACAGUAGUGGUGGUGUUGGUAGUGGUGAGCAAGAUGACGACCCACACUCGCUACACACCAAGCCAUCGACAAUCAAGGAUUCUGCCGAGACACUACUCUACCACUGUCUCAACUAUGUACAUAACUUCCCAUCCAAAGAGGGUUCUGAGAUUAUUACAUCAAUGGUCGAUGAGAGUGACGAUAUUGACUUGAAUGGACAAUCACUCUCCUCGUCAUCACCCCUCCUCGAAGAAGAGUCUACCGCACUUCCCCUCUACACUGUAUUAAAUGAAAAUGCCAUCCUCUCGAUCGUCGAGGUUCCCAAACCCAACGGACAAGGCAAUUAUGCCCGUCUCUUUAUCCGUGACGCCACUGGAAAGUAUGUCUGGAACUUUGACCAUUCAACCAUCGAUCAACAACUCCUCUCCCAAAUACCCGCUCUCGAUCUCAUCAAGCUUUACAAUGACAACAAUGGUACUUUCUCCUCUGUCUUGAUCGACAAUGUAAAUUAUAAAUUUGAAAAUAAUAUAUCUUCAAAUUUACCAAUUAAAAAUUUAGAAAAUGAUGAUAAAUUAAAAGGAAUGUUGGAUAAAUUAUCAUUAAUACCAGAAUGUUUAGUAAAUGGAAGUGAAAAUUUAAAUGAUCCAUUAUUAAAUUUGAAACCAAAUCUUGUUCAGGAAUUCAGUCGUAUAGAGUCAGAGAUGGCAUUGUUUAUCGAACAGGAAAAGAGUGCGUCGGUUGACAGGUACAAUAAACCACCCCAAGGACCAUCUUGGGCAAUGACCAAACCUGCUCCUUUACCCAGUGUGGUGGCUCAGAGCAGUCGUUUGCUAUUGUCCUACAUGAAUCUACUCAACAUGAACAUGUUUGUGCCAACCAUUCAACAACCAACGACCAGUCUCAAACAACUAGACAACAACCAAAAACUACACCGUGCCUUGCAACAGUUGGACAUUACACCGGUUAGAGAGAUCCUAAAGAUUGGGUUGAUCUAUGUGCGUGAAGGACAAGAUGAGCAACGUGAGAUUCUCCAAAACGAUCCAACUACCAUUACACCAUUGUAUCAGCAGUUUGCCGACGGUCUUGGAUGGCCAGUCGACUUGCAGACGCAUCGUGGGUACAUGGGUGGUUUAGAUCGAAAAAAGUCGACCGGUACACAUGCACCAUACUAUGCCACGCCAACUGUUGAAACCAUCUUCCACAACACGGCUGCCAUGCCAACUAAUCUCUCUGAUCCCCAACAAAUUCACAAGAAGCGUCACGUCGGAAACGAUAUUGUCAACAUUAUCUGGAGUGAGCACGUUCGUGACUACUCACCGACCACCAUCACCUCGCAAUUCAACGAUGCCCACAUUGUCGUCUAUCCACUGGCCAACGGUCUCUUCCGUGUGUCCAUCUACCGAAAGGAAAACAAGGUACCCCUCUUUGGUCCACUCAUCCACGGUAUGGCCGUCUCCAAGAGACUCUUGUCACAACUUGUCCGUCAAACUUCCAUCAAUGCCUACCGUUAUGUUCGAAAUGCAACUCCAAACUACUCCAAACCAUAUGUACUAAGAAAAUCACGUAUCAAAGAAAUUGUUGCUCGUUAUCAAUCUGAUCGUUCCUAUGUUGAUUAUGUUCAUCUAAUUUCUUCUGGUUAUAAUCAAAAUAAUCAAAAUAAUCAAAAUAAUCAAAAUAAUACAACAACAACAACAAUAUAA